Messenger RNA from Ostrinia furnacalis (Asian corn borer), 1551 nucleotides. RefSeq names its product trans-1,2-dihydrobenzene-1,2-diol dehydrogenase. Gene Ontology annotation, molecular function: nucleotide binding. NCBI's taxonomy places the organism in Eukaryota, Metazoa, Arthropoda, Insecta, Lepidoptera, Crambidae. The record is from RefSeq and is a predicted model, not a curated record. The transcript is spliced from 6 exons. Bases 226 to 1242 code for a protein of 338 amino acids.
CAUCGUACGACAGAUUGUGGCCGUGUUUGUAAUCACGUAUUUGAUACCGGUCUAACUAACUAGUCUCGUAACCUUACCCUUGUAGAGUUUUCUGAUAGCAAUAACGCGAGAAGCCGUUUCAAACCAAACUUAUUGGCGUAUUUCAUUGAUUUACUUAUGUAAUCAAGCACUUCCCAAGUGCGAUAUUGUUUGUUCUGUCUACGUGCGAAAGACCGUGAUUUUAAGAUGACACUUCGUUGGGGCAUCGUAAGCGCUGGCAAAAUCUGCCAUGACUUUGUGAACGGGUUUAAUUCGUACCCCGAUGUGGGAGACCAGGUCAUCGCCGCAGUGGCAGCCAGGGACAAAAGCCGAGCUGCAGAGUUCGCGAAAUUGCACAACAUCCCGAAGGUGUUCGGGAGCUACCAGGAACUGGCUCAGAGCAAAGACAUUGAUAUCGCUUACAUCGGAGUUCUGAAUCCUGAUCAUUAUAAUAUUACAAAGCUCUUCCUCGAGAAUGGAAAGCACGUGCUGUGUGAAAAACCUCUUUGCUUGAACUUGAAGCAAGCACAGAGUUUGAUCAACAUAGCCAAGCAAAAGAAGCUGUUUUUGAUGGAAGCAGUUUGGUCUCGCUUCUCGCCGGUGUAUCUGAGGCUGGAAGAAGAGAUAAAAGCUGGAAAAAUAGGAGAGGUGAAACACGUGGAUGUGAAUUUUGGAGUCCCCAUAGUGGCUGUAGACAGACUCAGAAAGAAGGAGCUUGGCGGCAGUGCGAUACUGGAUAUCGGAAUAUACACGCUGCAAUUUGCGCAAUUCAUAUUCAAAGAUGAGCCCAAAAAAGUAACGGCUGUUGGUAACCUUAACGAGCUGGAAGUAGACAUAAUUGACACCGUGGUCCUGGAGUAUGAAGGCGGCAGGCGCGCUGUUAUUAACAUUGACUCGACUGUAAAGUUGUGGAAUAAGGCAACUGUCGUAGGCACUAAAGGCAGGAUGACGAUUGAAGAUCCUUUCCAUUUCCCAGAAGUUUUGAUCCACGUUGAUGGCACAGUAGAAAAAAUUCCACUGCAUACUUCUAACAUUACAUUCUUCUUUGAAAACAGCGCGGGACUUGUGUUCCAGACACUCGAAGUGGUNGCUAUAACAUUUGCAGGCCUUUUGGAGUCUCCAAGGAUGCCGCACAAAGAGAGUCUUUUGUUGGCGAAACUUGAAGACACUGUGAGAAAACAAGUUGGUGUGCAUUAUGACGUGGAUGACGAAGAAUACCCUUAAAACUGAUGUUACAAUUAUUUUCUAAAAAUAUUUAAGAAGGUAGAUUUAUACUUUUAUGUCAGAGCUUGGGCUUGGCCUACCUACUUAUGAUAAAAUCACAUCCAGUUUACAUGGCGAAUAAAACCAUAUUUUAAAAAGUUAACAUAAAUAAACUAUGUAAACAAAUGAAAAUAAUCAAAGAAAAUUCAAUAAAAACUGUCCCAAAAUAUGUCAGCAACUUAAAUUGAUGUGUACAGAAAGCAAAAAAUCUCUGUGCAGUGUUCACUAUGCAUUAAACAGUCCAAUAAAUUCGCGAGUGGCAUGACUCAA